Bubalus bubalis (water buffalo) is the source of this 19224-nucleotide messenger RNA. RefSeq names its product mucin-3A. The record is from RefSeq and is a predicted model, not a curated record. Gene Ontology annotation, biological process: nervous system development. NCBI's taxonomy places the organism in Eukaryota, Metazoa, Chordata, Mammalia, Artiodactyla, Bovidae. Bases 52 to 17940 code for a protein of 5962 amino acids. The transcript has 14 exons.
CAGCCCCCACGCCCAGCAGGGCAGAUAACUUCAUUUGGUGUUGCUGUGCACAUGUGCGGCCUCCCAGCUGCGAUCCCCUGUGCUGGCGCUGGCCCUGCUCCCAGCCUCUGCGGCGCCUCUGGACCCAUGCAGCUGUUCAGGGUGCUGCGUCUCCUCUGGAUGCUCAGGGCCUUCCUGGGGUCCACAGGAACUUCAGCCACAGCCACAUCCACCUCUAAUGAGCUUUGGCGCACUGCUCUGAGGAAUCUCCCACACUCCAAAGGCACAGCAAAGUGGCCACUGAACACCCCCCAAAUUUCUCCCAGUCCUGAUGCUAGGGAAAACAUACCCAAGACUAUCAGCACCUCCCCCCACUCGAAAUCCCUGUCUGAAACAUUGCUCAAAUCACCCAUCAAUUCCAAGCCCCCAACAAGCCCCACGUCCAAGUUUGUCUUCAAGGUUGAAACUACCCCACCUACCAUGAUCGUCUAUACGGGCUCGACAGAGUGCACCAAUCCAACGAGCCUCAUAAUCACCACCACUUACCCCACCACCACCUGCGUGAGCCAGACCCAGGUGUCCUUCCCCAGCUCUCACACCACCACACCUGGGACAGAGACACCACGGACAACCAUCACCAGUACUUAUCCCAUGUCAACAACCAAGAGAGUCACCUCCGCCGUGACCAGUCCCCCCACAGUCACCACUGCAGGGAAAACUCCCACAACCACGGCCCCACCCUCCUCCUUUGUCCCAACCUCAUACACAACCCCAGACACUCUGAUCUCCUCUAUGACUGGUACCACUAAAAGGGCUACCCCAGCCGUUGGAAGUGUCCACACAACUGCGUCUCCUACCCCAACAAUCGUGCCUACCUCUGCUACUACCCCUUCUCUGACUACUAGGAACACCUUGAUAACAACAGACAAAAGCUUCUCACCCGCCACCCAUACUGUGAGCACUACUUCUCUUCCAGACAUGGUCAGUACUUUUAAAACAUCCACAGCCACCACUCCAGCACCCACUUCAACUGAUAUGUUAACAACACCUACAACACCAGUUGUCUCUACUGCCACUGAAGCAACCACGGGAAUAGGUACACCAAACAAAACUCCUGUGAACACGAUGGGCUCCGUGAAAAUGACAUUCAUUCCAAUGACUGACAUUCCCACAAAAACCCUCACUGACUCAGUUACUUCAGUUUCUCCACUCAUGUCCUCAAGCAGUCCUGCCACAUUUACCACAUCCAAAUCCAGCCCUGUGCCAACCAGCACUGAUACACACAUGACAUCCACUACCAAGGGGCCACACUCCACCACUGUGGCCACGACACAAAAAGGGCAGACAAGGGACCCAACAUCUCAAGCUUCUUCCACCAGGAAAACCACAUUUCUUACUACCACUCAUGUUUCCGCAGAAUCUGUAACGACAGAGAUUACUUCUGCAGCCCCAGUAACACGAUCAUAUACUCUCACAAAUACAGUCUUAUAUCCAACUACUUCUACUCCAGUGACCACGAAUACCUCAAUAUCACCCAUCAGUAAGAAUCAGUCUCCAUCUGCUUCAACCACAGAGCAGGCCUCCACUUCAACCAGAGACAGGAGCCCUUUCUACACUCUGACUACUAGAAUCCCUAAUACCCACACCACUGCCGGCACAUCGCCUCCCGCCAGCACGCCCACCCGCUCCACCACGCAGGUCGCCACUCCCAGGGACACCGCAGCCCCGGCCACCUCCCUCACGGCCACUCUGCCCUCUGCCGCCGCCGCACACACCACCGGGGCUGCUAGCACCCUCCUGGUGACCACGCCCAGGCCCACCGCACGGCCCAGCGCUCCGGCCCUCACCUCUUCCACCAUCUACUCCAGCGGGGGCACCCUCACUUCCGCAUUCACCUCACCCCUCCCGGCCUCCGCCACGCUGCACACAUCCACGACUCUCCCUCCCUCCUCGGUCAGGACGGGAGCCCCCAGCUCCACGCCCGCCACCACCGAGGCCGCAUCCACCGGCCCCGCGGCUCCAUCCACCACCGCCCCCUCCGCCGUGGCCCUCGGCUCCACGCUCGCUCUGGCCAGCACCUCAGCCACCCCCGCCCCCGCCCCCGCCCCCGCGGCCACGGCCACGCCCACGGCCACCCCCGCCACCGGGAUCAUCUCCUCCGGCCCCACCACCCACCGCACACACAGCACCUUCCCUGUCCAGGCAACCUCGGCCAGCACGCCGGCCGCCCCCUCCAUCUUCACCACUCCCCGCAGCACGGCGGCUCCCUUCCGCUCCAGCGCCAUUCCCGCCACAUCGCUAGGCGCCUCCGCCCCGGCCUCCGGCCGUACCAGGGCCAGUACCACUCCGGCCGAGGGUGCCAGCCCACCUGCCCCGAGCGCCAGUGUGCCGCCCCCGCACCCCACCACCACGGGGACUCCUCCCAGUGACACCUCUAGCCAGCCUGUCGCCACGGGGGUGCCCUCUCCGCCGUCGGUCACAUCCUCCGCCACGCCCAGCAGCACACUCUAUGCUCCCGCGUCCACCACCUCCACUCCCGUGGCCACCAAUAGCCCGACCGCGUCCACGGGGGUGCCUCGCUCCCCUCCACCUGCCCCCAGCACAGAGCCCGCCUCCGCCUCCACCCCGAACACCAGCCCUCUGCCCACCGACACGACCACACUCCCCACCACCCACACCACUGCCGGCCCCUCGCCUCCCGCCAGCACGCCCACCCGCUCCACCACGCAGGUCGCCACUCCCAGGGACACCGCAGCCCCGGCCACCUCCCUCACGGCCACUCUGCCCUCUGCCGCCGCCGCACACACCACCGGGGCUGCUAGCACCCUCCUGGUGACCACGCCCAGGCCCACCGCACGGCCCAGCGCUCCGGCCCUCACCUCUUCCACCAUCUACUCCAGCGGGGGCACCCUCACUUCCGCAUUCACCUCACCCCUCCCGGCCUCCGCCACGCUGCACACAUCCACGACUCUCCCUCCCUCCUCGGUCAGGACGGGAGCCCCCAGCUCCACGCCCGCCACCACCGAGGCCGCAUCCACCGGCCCCGCGGCUCCAUCCACCACCGCCCCCUCCGCCGUGGCCCUCGGCUCCACACUCGCUCUGGCCAGCACCUCAGCCACCCCCGCCCCCGCCCCCGCCCCCGCGGCCACGGCCACGCCCACGGCCACCCCCGCCACCGGGAUCAUCUCCUCCGGCCCCACCACCCACCGCACACACAGCACCUUCCCUGUCCAGGCAACCUCGGCCAGCACGCCGGCCGCCCCCUCCAUCUUCACCACUCCCCGCAGCACGGCGGCUCCCUUCCGCUCCAGCGCCAUUCCCGCCACAUCGCUAGGCGCCUCCGCCCCGGCCUCCGGCCGUACCAGGGCCAGUACCCCUCCGGCCGAGGGUGCCAGCCCACCUGCCCCGAGCGCCAGUGUGCCGCCCCCGCACCCCACCACCACGGGGACUCCUCCCAGUGACACCUCUAGCCAGCCUGUCGCCACGGGGGUGCCCUCUCCGCCGUCGGUCACAUCCUCCGCCACGCCCAGCAGCACACUCUAUGCUCCCGCGUCCACCACCUCCACUCCCGUGGCCACCAAUAGCCCGACCGCGUCCACGGGGGUGCCUCGCUCCCCUCCACCUGCCCCCAGCACAGAGCCCGCCUCCGCCUCCACCCCGAACACCAGCCCUCUGCCCACCGACACGACCACACUCCCCACCACCCACACCACUGCCGGCCCCUCGCCUCCCGCCAGCACGCCCACCCGCUCCACCACGCAGGUCGCCACUCCCAGGGACACCGCAGCCCCGGCCACCUCCCUCACGGCCACUCUGCCCUCUGCCGCCGCCGCACACACCACCGGGGCUGCUAGCACCCUCCUGGUGACCACGCCCAGGCCCACCGCACGGCCCAGCGCUCCGGCCCUCACCUCUUCCACCAUCUACUCCAGCGGGGGCACCCUCACUUCCGCAUUCACCUCACCCCUCCCGGCCUCCGCCACGCUGCACACAUCCACGACUCUCCCUCCCUCCUCGGUCAGGACGGGAGCCCCCAGCUCCACGCCCGCCACCACCGAGGCCGCAUCCACCGGCCCCGCGGCUCCAUCCACCACCGCCCCCUCCGCCGUGGCCCUCGGCUCCACACUCGCUCUGGCCAGCACCUCAGCCACCCCCGCCCCCGCCCCCGCCCCCGCGGCCACGGCCACGCCCACGGCCACCCCCGCCACCGGGAUCAUCUCCUCCGGCCCCACCACCCACCGCACACACAGCACCUUCCCUGUCCAGGCAACCUCGGCCAGCACGCCGGCCGCCCCCUCCAUCUUCACCACUCCCCGCAGCACGGCGGCUCCCUUCCGCUCCAGCGCCAUUCCCGCCACAUCGCUAGGCGCCUCCGCCCCGGCCUCCGGCCGUACCAGGGCCAGUACCCCUCCGGCCGAGGGUGCCAGCCCACCUGCCCCGAGCGCCAGUGUGCCGCCCCCGCACCCCACCACCACGGGGACUCCUCCCAGUGACACCUCUAGCCAGCCUGUCGCCACGGGGGUGCCCUCUCCGCCGUCGGUCACAUCCUCCGCCACGCCCAGCAGCACACUCUAUGCUCCCGCGUCCACCACCUCCACUCCCGUGGCCACCAAUAGCCCGACCGCGUCCACGGGGGUGCCUCGCUCCCCUCCACCUGCCCCCAGCACAGAGCCCGCCUCCGCCUCCACCCCGAACACCAGCCCUCUGCCCACCGACACGACCACACUCCCCACCACCCACACCACUGCCGGCCCCUCGCCUCCCGCCAGCACGCCCACCCGCUCCACCACGCAGGUCGCCACUCCCAGGGACACCGCAGCCCCGGCCACCUCCCUCACGGCCACUCUGCCCUCUGCCGCCGCCGCACACACCACCGGGGCUGCUAGCACCCUCCUGGUGACCACGCCCAGGCCCACCGCACGGCCCAGCGCUCCGGCCCUCACCUCUUCCACCAUCUACUCCAGCGGGGGCACCCUCACUUCCGCAUUCACCUCACCCCUCCCGGCCUCCGCCACGCUGCACACAUCCACGACUCUCCCUCCCUCCUCGGUCAGGACGGGAGCCCCCAGCUCCACGCCCGCCACCACCGAGGCCGCAUCCACCGGCCCCGCGGCUCCAUCCACCACCGCCCCCUCCGCCGUGGCCCUCGGCUCCACACUCGCUCUGGCCAGCACCUCAGCCACCCCCGCCCCCGCCCCCGCCCCCGCGGCCACGGCCACGCCCACGGCCACCCCCGCCACCGGGAUCAUCUCCUCCGGCCCCACCACCCACCGCACACACAGCACCUUCCCUGUCCAGGCAACCUCGGCCAGCACGCCGGCCGCCCCCUCCAUCUUCACCACUCCCCGCAGCACGGCGGCUCCCUUCCGCUCCAGCGCCAUUCCCGCCACAUCGCUAGGCGCCUCCGCCCCGGCCUCCGGCCGUACCAGGGCCAGUACCCCUCCGGCCGAGGGUGCCAGCCCACCUGCCCCGAGCGCCAGUGUGCCGCCCCCGCACCCCACCACCACGGGGACUCCUCCCAGUGACACCUCUAGCCAGCCUGUCGCCACGGGGGUGCCCUCUCCGCCGUCGGUCACAUCCUCCGCCACGCCCAGCAGCACACUCUAUGCUCCCGCGUCCACCACCUCCACUCCCGUGGCCACCAAUAGCCCGACCGCGUCCACGGGGGUGCCUCGCUCCCCUCCACCUGCCCCCAGCACAGAGCCCGCCUCCGCCUCCACCCCGAACACCAGCCCUCUGCCCACCGACACGACCACACUCCCCACCACCCACACCACUGCCGGCCCCUCGCCUCCCGCCAGCACGCCCACCCGCUCCACCACGCAGGUCGCCACUCCCAGGGACACCGCAGCCCCGGCCACCUCCCUCACGGCCACUCUGCCCUCUGCCGCCGCCGCACACACCACCGGGGCUGCUAGCACCCUCCUGGUGACCACGCCCAGGCCCACCGCACGGCCCAGCGCUCCGGCCCUCACCUCUUCCACCAUCUACUCCAGCGGGGGCACCCUCACUUCCGCAUUCACCUCACCCCUCCCGGCCUCCGCCACGCUGCACACAUCCACGACUCUCCCUCCCUCCUCGGUCAGGACGGGAGCCCCCAGCUCCACGCCCGCCACCACCGAGGCCGCAUCCACCGGCCCCGCGGCUCCAUCCACCACCGCCCCCUCCGCCGUGGCCCUCGGCUCCACACUCGCUCUGGCCAGCACCUCAGCCACCCCCGCCCCCGCCCCCGCCCCCGCGGCCACGGCCACGCCCACGGCCACCCCCGCCACCGGGAUCAUCUCCUCCGGCCCCACCACCCACCGCACACACAGCACCUUCCCUGUCCAGGCAACCUCGGCCAGCACGCCGGCCGCCCCCUCCAUCUUCACCACUCCCCGCAGCACGGCGGCUCCCUUCCGCUCCAGCGCCAUUCCCGCCACAUCGCUAGGCGCCUCCGCCCCGGCCUCCGGCCGUACCAGGGCCAGUACCCCUCCGGCCGAGGGUGCCAGCCCACCUGCCCCGAGCGCCAGUGUGCCGCCCCCGCACCCCACCACCACGGGGACUCCUCCCAGUGACACCUCUAGCCAGCCUGUCGCCACGGGGGUGCCCUCUCCGCCGUCGGUCACAUCCUCCGCCACGCCCAGCAGCACACUCUAUGCUCCCGCGUCCACCACCUCCACUCCCGUGGCCACCAAUAGCCCGACCGCGUCCACGGGGGUGCCUCGCUCCCCUCCACCUGCCCCCAGCACAGAGCCCGCCUCCGCCUCCACCCCGAACACCAGCCCUCUGCCCACCGACACGACCACACUCCCCACCACCCACACCACUGCCGGCCCCUCGCCUCCCGCCAGCACGCCCACCCGCUCCACCACGCAGGUCGCCACUCCCAGGGACACCGCAGCCCCGGCCACCUCCCUCACGGCCACUCUGCCCUCUGCCGCCGCCGCACACACCACCGGGGCUGCUAGCACCCUCCUGGUGACCACGCCCAGGCCCACCGCACGGCCCAGCGCUCCGGCCCUCACCUCUUCCACCAUCUACUCCAGCGGGGGCACCCUCACUUCCGCAUUCACCUCACCCCUCCCGGCCUCCGCCACGCUGCACACAUCCACGACUCUCCCUCCCUCCUCGGUCAGGACGGGAGCCCCCAGCUCCACGCCCGCCACCACCGAGGCCGCAUCCACCGGCCCCGCGGCUCCAUCCACCACCGCCCCCUCCGCCGUGGCCCUCGGCUCCACACUCGCUCUGGCCAGCACCUCAGCCACCCCCGCCCCCGCCCCCGCCCCCGCGGCCACGGCCACGCCCACGGCCACCCCCGCCACCGGGAUCAUCUCCUCCGGCCCCACCACCCACCGCACACACAGCACCUUCCCUGUCCAGGCAACCUCGGCCAGCACGCCGGCCGCCCCCUCCAUCUUCACCACUCCCCGCAGCACGGCGGCUCCCUUCCGCUCCAGCGCCAUUCCCGCCACAUCGCUAGGCGCCUCCGCCCCGGCCUCCGGCCGUACCAGGGCCAGUACCCCUCCGGCCGAGGGUGCCAGCCCACCUGCCCCGAGCGCCAGUGUGCCGCCCCCGCACCCCACCACCACGGGGACUCCUCCCAGUGACACCUCUAGCCAGCCUGUCGCCACGGGGGUGCCCUCUCCGCCGUCGGUCACAUCCUCCGCCACGCCCAGCAGCACACUCUAUGCUCCCGCGUCCACCACCUCCACUCCCGUGGCCACCAAUAGCCCGACCGCGUCCACGGGGGUGCCUCGCUCCCCUCCACCUGCCCCCAGCACAGAGCCCGCCUCCGCCUCCACCCCGAACACCAGCCCUCUGCCCACCGACACGACCACACUCCCCACCACCCACACCACUGCCGGCCCCUCGCCUCCCGCCAGCACGCCCACCCGCUCCACCACGCAGGUCGCCACUCCCAGGGACACCGCAGCCCCGGCCACCUCCCUCACGGCCACUCUGCCCUCUGCCGCCGCCGCACACACCACCGGGGCUGCUAGCACCCUCCUGGUGACCACGCCCAGGCCCACCGCACGGCCCAGCGCUCCGGCCCUCACCUCUUCCACCAUCUACUCCAGCGGGGGCACCCUCACUUCCGCAUUCACCUCACCCCUCCCGGCCUCCGCCACGCUGCACACAUCCACGACUCUCCCUCCCUCCUCGGUCAGGACGGGAGCCCCCAGCUCCACGCCCGCCACCACCGAGGCCGCAUCCACCGGCCCCGCGGCUCCAUCCACCACCGCCCCCUCCGCCGUGGCCCUCGCCACCCCCGCCCCCGCCCCCGCCCCCGCGGCCACGGCCACGCCCACGGCCACCCCCGCCACCGGGAUCAUCUCCUCCGGCCCCACCACCCACCGCACACACAGCACCUUCCCUGUCCAGGCAACCUCGGCCAGCACGCCGGCCGCCCCCUCCAUCUUCACCACUCCCCGCAGCACGGCGGCUCCCUUCCGCUCCAGCGCCAUUCCCGCCACAUCGCUAGGCGCCUCCGCCCCGGCCUCCGGCCGUACCAGGGCCAGUACCCCUCCGGCCGAGGGUGCCAGCCCACCUGCCCCGAGCGCCAGUGUGCCGCCCCCGCACCCCACCACCACGGGGACUCCUCCCAGUGACACCUCUAGCCAGCCUGUCGCCACGGGGGUGCCCUCUCCGCCGUCGGUCACAUCCUCCGCCACGCCCAGCAGCACACUCUAUGCUCCCGCGUCCACCACCUCCACUCCCGUGGCCACCAAUAGCCCGACCGCGUCCACGGGGGUGCCUCGCUCCCCUCCACCUGCCCCCAGCACAGAGCCCGCCUCCGCCUCCACCCCGAACACCAGCCCUCUGCCCACCGACACGACCACACUCCCCACCACCCACACCACUGCCGGCCCCUCGCCUCCCGCCAGCACGCCCACCCGCUCCACCACGCAGGUCGCCACUCCCAGGGACACCGCAGCCCCGGCCACCUCCCUCACGGCCACUCUGCCCUCUGCCGCCGCCGCACACACCACCGGGGCUGCUAGCACCCUCCUGGUGACCACGCCCAGGCCCACCGCACGGCCCAGCGCUCCGGCCCUCACCUCUUCCACCAUCUACUCCAGCGGGGGCACCCUCACUUCCGCAUUCACCUCACCCCUCCCGGCCUCCGCCACGCUGCACACAUCCACGACUCUCCCUCCCUCCUCGGUCAGGACGGGAGCCCCCAGCUCCACGCCCGCCACCACCGAGGCCGCAUCCACCGGCCCCGCGGCUCCAUCCACCACCGCCCCCUCCGCCGUGGCCCUCGGCUCCACACUCGCUCUGGCCAGCACCUCAGCCACCCCCGCCCCCGCCCCCGCCCCCGCGGCCACGGCCACGCCCACGGCCACCCCCGCCACCGGGAUCAUCUCCUCCGGCCCCACCACCCACCGCACACACAGCACCUUCCCUGUCCAGGCAACCUCGGCCAGCACGCCGGCCGCCCCCUCCAUCUUCACCACUCCCCGCAGCACGGCGGCUCCCUUCCGCUCCAGCGCCAUUCCCGCCACAUCGCUAGGCGCCUCCGCCCCGGCCUCCGGCCGUACCAGGGCCAGUACCCCUCCGGCCGAGGGUGCCAGCCCACCUGCCCCGAGCGCCAGUGUGCCGCCCCCGCACCCCACCACCACGGGGACUCCUCCCAGUGACACCUCUAGCCAGCCUGUCGCCACGGGGGUGCCCUCUCCGCCGUCGGUCACAUCCUCCGCCACGCCCAGCAGCACACUCUAUGCUCCCGCGUCCACCACCUCCACUCCCGUGGCCACCAAUAGCCCGACCGCGUCCACGGGGGUGCCUCGCUCCCCUCCACCUGCCCCCAGCACAGAGCCCGCCUCCGCCUCCACCCCGAACACCAGCCCUCUGCCCACCGACACGACCACACUCCCCACCACCCACACCACUGCCGGCCCCUCGCCUCCCGCCAGCACGCCCACCCGCUCCACCACGCAGGUCGCCACUCCCAGGGACACCGCAGCCCCGGCCACCUCCCUCACGGCCACUCUGCCCUCUGCCGCCGCCGCACACACCACCGGGGCUGCUAGCACCCUCCUGGUGACCACGCCCAGGCCCACCGCACGGCCCAGCGCUCCGGCCCUCACCUCUUCCACCAUCUACUCCAGCGGGGGCACCCUCACUUCCGCAUUCACCUCACCCCUCCCGGCCUCCGCCACGCUGCACACAUCCACGACUCUCCCUCCCUCCUCGGUCAGGACGGGAGCCCCCAGCUCCACGCCCGCCACCACCGAGGCCGCAUCCACCGGCCCCGCGGCUCCAUCCACCACCGCCCCCUCCGCCGUGGCCCUCGGCUCCACGCUCGCUCUGGCCAGCACCUCAGCCACCCCCGCCCCCGCCCCCGCCCCCGCACCACCUCCACUCACCGUGGCCACCAAUAGCCCGACCGCGUCCACGGGGGUGCCUCGCUCCCCUCCACCUGCCCCCAGCACAGAGCCCGCCUCCGCCUCCACCCCGAACACCAGCCCUCUGCCCACCGACACGACCACACUCCCCACCACCCACACCACUGCCGGCCCCUCGCCUCCCGCCAGCACGCCCACCCGCUCCACCACGCAGGUCGCCACUCCCAGGGACACCGCAGCCCCGGCCACCUCCCUCACGGCCACUCUGCCCUCUGCCGCCGCCGCACACACCACCGGGGCUGCUAGCACCCUCCUGGUGACCACGCCCAGGCCCACCGCACGGCCCAGCGCUCCGGCCCUCACCUCUUCCACCAUCUACUCCAGCGGGGGCACCCUCACUUCCGCAUUCACCUCACCCCUCCCGGCCUCCGCCACGCUGCACACAUCCACGACUCUCCCUCCCUCCUCGGUCAGGACGGGAGCCCCCAGCUCCACGCCCGCCACCACCGAGGCCGCAUCCACCGGCCCCGCGGCUCCAUCCACCACCGCCCCCUCCGCCGUGGCCCUCGGCUCCACACUCGCUCUGGCCAGCACCUCAGCCACCCCCGCCCCCGCCCCCGCCCCCGCGGCCACGGCCACGCCCACGGCCACCCCCGCCACCGGGAUCAUCUCCUCCGGCCCCACCACCCACCGCACACACAGCACCUUCCCUGUCCAGGCAACCUCGGCCAGCACGCCGGCCGCCCCCUCCAUCUUCACCACUCCCCGCAGCACGGCGGCUCCCUUCCGCUCCAGCGCCAUUCCCGCCACAUCGCUAGGCGCCUCCGCCCCGGCCUCCGGCCGUACCAGGGCCAGUACCCCUCCGGCCGAGGGUGCCAGCCCACCUGCCCCGAGCGCCAGUGUGCCGCCCCCGCACCCCACCACCACGGGGACUCCUCCCAGUGACACCUCUAGCCAGCCUGUCGCCACGGGGGUGCCCUCUCCGCCGUCGGUCACAUCCUCCGCCACGCCCAGCAGCACACUCUAUGCUCCCGCGUCCACCACCUCCACUCCCGUGGCCACCAAUAGCCCGACCGCGUCCACGGGGGUGCCUCGCUCCCCUCCACCUGCCCCCAGCACAGAGCCCGCCUCCGCCUCCACCCCGAACACCAGCCCUCUGCCCACCGACACGACCACACUCCCCACCACCCACACCACUGCCGGCCCCUCGCCUCCCGCCAGCACGCCCACCCGCUCCACCACGCAGGUCGCCACUCCCAGGGACACCGCAGCCCCGGCCACCUCCCUCACGGCCACUCUGCCCUCUGCCGCCGCCGCACACACCACCGGGGCUGCUAGCACCCUCCUGGUGACCACGCCCAGGCCCACCGCACGGCCCAGCGCUCCGGCCCUCACCUCUUCCACCAUCUACUCCAGCGGGGGCACCCUCACUUCCGCAUUCACCUCACCCCUCCCGGCCUCCGCCACGCUGCACACAUCCACGACUCUCCCUCCCUCCUCGGUCAGGACGGGAGCCCCCAGCUCCACGCCCGCCACCACCGAGGCCGCAUCCACCGGCCCCGCGGCUCCAUCCACCACCGCGCCCUCCGCCGUGGCCCUCGGCUCCACACUCGCUCUGGCCAGCACCUCAGCCACCCCCGCCCCCGCCCCCGCCCCCGCGGCCACGGCCACGCCCACGGCCACCCCCGCCACCGGGAUCAUCUCCUCCGGCCCCACCACCCACCGCACACACAGCACCUUCCCUGUCCAGGCAACCUCGGCCAGCACGCCGGCCGCCCCCUCCAUCUUCACCACUCCCCGCAGCACGGCGGCUCCCUUCCGCUCCAGCGCCAUUCCCGCCACAUCGCUAGGCGCCUCCGCCCCGGCCUCCGGCCGUACCAGGGCCAGUACCCCUCCGGCCGAGGGUGCCAGCCCACCUGCCCCGAGCGCCAGUGUGCCGCCCCCGCACCCCACCACCACGGGGACUCCUCCCAGUGACACCUCUAGCCAGCCUGUCGCCACGGGGGUGCCCUCUCCGCCGUCGGUCACAUCCUCCGCCACGCCCAGCAGCACACUCUAUGCUCCCGCGUCCACCACCUCCACUCCCGUGGCCACCAAUAGCCCGACCGCGUCCACGGGGGUGCCUCGCUCCCCUCCACCUGCCCCCAGCACAGAGCCCGCCUCCGCCUCCACCCCGAACACCAGCCCUCUGCCCACCGACACGACCACACUCCCCACCACCCACACCACUGCCGGCCCCUCGCCUCCCGCCAGCACGCCCACCCGCUCCACCACGCAGGUCGCCACUCCCAGGGACACCGCAGCCCCGGCCACCUCCCUCACGGCCACUCUGCCCUCUGCCGCCGCCGCACACACCACCGGGGCUGCUAGCACCCUCCUGGUGACCACGCCCAGGCCCACCGCACGGCCCAGCGCUCCGGCCCUCACCUCUUCCACCAUCUACUCCAGCGGGGGCACCCUCACUUCCGCAUUCACCUCACCCCUCCCGGCCUCCGCCACGCUGCACACAUCCACGACUCUCCCUCCCUCCUCGGUCAGGACGGGAGCCCCCAGCUCCACGCCCGCCACCACCGAGGCCGCAUCCACCGGCCCCGCGGCUCCAUCCACCACCGCCCCCUCCGCCGUGGCCCUCGGCUCCACGCUCGCUCUGGCCAGCACCUCAGCCACCCCCGCCCCCGCCCCCGCCCCCGCGGCCACGGCCACGCCCACGGCCACCCCCGCCACCGGGAUCAUCUCCUCCGGCCCCACCACCCACCGCACACACAGCACCUUCCCUGUCCAGGCAACCUCGGCCAGCACGCCGGCCGCCCCCUCCAUCUUCACCACUCCCCGCAGCACGGCGGCUCCCUUCCGCUCCAGCGCCAUUCCCGCCACAUCGCUAGGCGCCUCCGCCCCGGCCUCCGGCCGUACCAGGGCCAGUACCCCUCCGGCCGAGGGUGCCAGCCCACCUGCCCCGAGCGCCAGUGUGCCGCCCCCGCACCCCACCACCACGGGGACUCCUCCCAGUGACACCUCUAGCCAGCCUGUCGCCACGGGGGUGCCCUCUCCGCCGUCGGUCACAUCCUCCGCCACGCCCAGCAGCACACUCUAUGCUCCCGCGUCCACCACCUCCACUCCCGUGGCCACCAAUAGCCCGACCGCGUCCACGGGGGUGCCUCGCUCCCCUCCACCUGCCCCCAGCACAGAGCCCGCCUCCGCCUCCACCCCGAACACCAGCCCUCUGCCCACCGACACGACCACACUCCCCACCACCCACACCACUGCCGGCCCCUCGCCUCCCGCCAGCACGCCCACCCGCUCCACCACGCAGGUCGCCACUCCCAGGGACACCGCAGCCCCGGCCACCUCCCUCACGGCCACUCUGCCCUCUGCCGCCGCCGCACACACCACCGGGGCUGCUAGCACCCUCCUGGUGACCACGCCCAGGCCCACCGCACGGCCCAGCGCUCCGGCCCUCACCUCUUCCACCAUCUACUCCAGCGGGGGCACCCUCACUUCCGCAUUCACCUCACCCCUCCCGGCCUCCGCCACGCUGCACACAUCCACGACUCUCCCUCCCUCCUCGGUCAGGACGGGAGCCCCCAGCUCCACGCCCGCCACCACCGAGGCCGCAUCCACCGGCCCCGCGGCUCCAUCCACCACCGCCCCCUCCGCCGUGGCCCUCGGCUCCACGCUCGCUCUGGCCAGCACCUCAGCCACCCCCGCCCCCGCCCCCGCCCCCGCGGCCACGGCCACGCCCACGGCCACCCCCGCCACCGGGAUCAUCUCCUCCGGCCCCACCACCCACCGCACACACAGCACCUUCCCUGUCCAGGCAACCUCGGCCAGCACGCCGGCCGCCCCCUCCAUCUUCACCACUCCCCGCAGCACGGCGGCUCCCUUCCGCUCCAGCGCCAUUCCCGCCACAUCGCUAGGCGCCUCCGCCCCGGCCUCCGGCCGUACCAGGGCCAGUACCCCUCCGGCCGAGGGUGCCAGCCCACCUGCCCCGAGCGCCAGUGUGCCGCCCCCGCACCCCACCACCACGGGGACUCCUCCCAGUGACACCUCUAGCCAGCCUGUCGCCACGGGGGUGCCCUCUCCGCCGUCGGUCACAUCCUCCGCCACGCCCAGCAGCACACUCUAUGCUCCCGCGUCCACCACCUCCACUCCCGUGGCCACCAAUAGCCCGACCGCGUCCACGGGGGUGCCUCGCUCCCCUCCACCUGCCCCCAGCACAGAGCCCGCCUCCGCCUCCACCCCGAACACCAGCCCUCUGCCCACCGACACGACCACACUCCCCACCACCCACACCAUUGGCAGCCCUUCACUUCCCACCAGAUAUACCUUGUUAUUGUCCCCUAAGGUACCUUCAUUCACUCAUACCACAAGCACAGAUUCAUGCUCCAGUUCCUCCAGCAAUAGAAAUUGCCUAUCCACGUUUACCCUCAAUAUCGUUUCUCCCUAUGCCACUUCUCUUCUUUCACCUCCUACCCGUUCUGUCCUCACUUCCUCGACAGCAAUCACCGGUCUGACAGACACUUCAAAUUUAACCACCUCAAUCACAGCCCCUCUGCCCUUGCUCUCCACUGCAGAAACCAACCAGUCUGAUAGCAUUCACUUGGUGACCACAGUCAUCCCCACAAAACACCAAAGUGCUCUGAACAUCACCUCUUCAACCACCUCGUUUCCUGGGAACAUUUCCAGGUCGGCUUUCACUGCAUCUGUGUCUAGCUCCACUAUUGUGCAGACAUCCACGACUGUACCUGCCUCCUCUGACAGUAUAGAAGUGUCUACCCUGUCACCAGCCUCCAUCCAGUCCACAUUCAUGAAUUCUGCUGGUUCUUCCACCUCCAAGGCCGACCUCAGCUGGACACUUUCCCUGUCUGGCACCUCCCCCCGCACCACAGAUAAUAUCCCAUCUUCUCCCCCUACCCAUAAUACAGGAACAACCUCUAAUAUCGUGACAACCUUGGCCACUAGGCCCAGUGAGACACCUGUGUUCUCUAACAUCCAAAGUACAGCAACUCCCUUCGUCUCUACCAGCAUUCCAGGUCCAUCUUUAGGUCGUUCUCUCAUGCCUAGCAGCAGUACCUGGACCACUCAGGCAGACAAUACCACCUCAUAUGCAAUUAGCAUGUCUAAUUCAAUGCAGGAAACCGCUGAAAGCACUUUGGCACCCACCAGCACUGAUCUAUACCUGUAUCAGUCCAGUUCCAUGGGACUGUCCUCCACUGCAGCUUCUAAAGAAACAGCCACGAUGAGGGACACAACCCUGCUUGCUUCAUCCACUUUGAGAACCACAGUUACUCCUAUCAGUACCCUUUCUGUAGAGUCUCUGACAACAGACAUUACUUCUGUUUCUCCCAUCACAUCCUCAGCCACUCAAACAAGUACAGUCCAUUUUCAGACAUCUCCAGUCUCUAUGCCAGUGACCAGUAGUUCCUUGACAGCAUCCAGUUCGCCUGUAUCAUUUCCAUCUUUCCCAACCACAGAACUAGUACCCACUGAACCCACAGCCUCCACCCCUCUGUUUACCCUACCCACGAUCCCUGCCACCCAGUCCACGUCCACCCCUUCAUCUCUGACUGGGACGUUUACCACAACCAGAACUGAGGUCACCACUCCCACGCAUAUGUCUCCCCCUGCCACAUUGAUCACAGCAUCCUCGAGCACUCCCUCAACCACAGAAGUUGCCAAGACUGGGACCACAAACAUGGCAACAACACCCACCUCCAUAACAGCUCUCAGGACUUCAGGUGUUUCUCCCUCUUCAGCUUUCCCUAUAUUGAGUACUUCUACUAAUGCGAUAAGUACCCCUUUUGGUACCAUCAUCUCCUCUUCAAUACCUGCAAUAAUGUCAUCUUCCAUUAGCCCAAGUUCAGAGGUCUCUGCAACAAGUAGUUCUUUUUCUAUCUCCUCUCAUAUGUCCAGUGCAGAGAACACAGGCCCUUCCUCUCUCACUGCUUUUCCCACCUUUUCAUCAACUGAAACGACAAAAACUUCUUCCACCAUGACUUCCAUAAUGACAUCUCCUACCCAGACGACCACCAUGCUGACUCUGUUUUCCACCACCCCGUGUCCAGAAUCCAUAUCAGUUACAAUAGUGUCUGCUUCUCCCACUACACCAUGUGUCGAAGUGGGUCCAAAUGCUGAAGUUACCUCUAUGCCCACUGUCCCAUUAUCAGUUUUUACCUCUACUACUGAGAUGGUCACCUCUCCCAAUUCCACAAGUAUGACAACUCUGUUCCCUGAUAAACUGGGUACUUCUUCUCCCAAGCUUGACACUAACCCCUCCAACAAGACUGCUGCUCCUAGUUCUAUCAACACUGGAAGAAUUCCCAUCAACACGGUUUUCCCAAGCAAACUAAGGCCUAAUAGUGGGACCUGGAUCAACUCCAACUUUGUAAAUACUCGGCCUGUGCCUGGCCUCAUUACCUCCCCAUGCAUCGUGAAACGCAGAAGGAGAUCUUCAUCUUCCAUGAUGGCUACACGCAACUUGACACCUCAAAGCCUACCAAUCACCAGAGUUCCACGGAUACUGGUGGACACCAAGACUCUCUCUACGCAUACAUCUCGCUGGACAACUUUGACCACUACUCAGAUGACCACACAGUCUAGGUUUACCAGCAGCCCAGGCGCUUGUGACAAUGGUGGCAGCUGGACGCAGGGCCAGUGCUUCUGUCCCCGAACUUUCUAUGGCUCCCACUGCGAGUUGGCUGCCAGAGAGAUAUAUCUGGAUAUGGUGGACAGUGAAGUGGGCAUGGAGGUGUCUGUCAACCAGGAGUUUUCCCUGGACCUCAAUGACAACAGUUCCAAGGUCUACAGGGAUUUCACGAACACCUUCCGGGAUCAGAUAAAGAAGAUUUACCAAAAUGUGCAGGGGUUCAAGGAGGUGCAGAUCCUUUCUCUGAGGAAUGGCAGCAUCGUGGUGGAAUAUCUAGUCCUGCUGGAGUUACCCUUCAGCCUCCAGCUGGAGGAGGAGUAUGAGAAGGUGAAGGUGGCCUUGAAGGAGGAGCUCCAGAAUGUUAGCCAGGAUGGGAACAGCUGCCAGAAUGACCAAGUCCUGUGUUUUAAGCCUGACUCCAUCAAGGUGAACACCACCACCAGGACGGAGCUGUCACCUGAAGCCAUCUGUCGCCGCGCUGCUGCCGAAGGUUUUAAGGAUUUCUACUUCCCUUUACUGGAGGAGAACCAGCUCCGCUGUGUCACCAAAUGCACGGCAGGCGUGAAAGGCGCCAUUGACUGCCAUCAGGGCCAAUGCGUUCUGCAGAGGAGUGGUCCUUCUUGCCGCUGCUUCUCCACGGACACGCACUGGUUCUUGGGCCCGCGCUGCGAGGUGGCCAUCUCCUGGAAGGCGCUGGUCGGGGGCCUGGUGGGAGCUGGGGCCCUGCUUCUGCUGCUGCUGGUGGUGGCGCUGAGCGUGUUCGUUGUGCGCUCCCAGAGGAGGGACAGGCAAGGCCGAGGCAGGUCCAGGGACGACAGGAAGUGGUUCGAGACCUGGGAUGAGAGUGCAAAACCGGCUUUUUCUAACUUUGCCUUCCAGGAUGACAGAAGAGUUAACGAAGAAAACUUCCCUGUGGCCUUGGACACCGUGGACACCAAUGCCAGGGUGCAUAUUCACAGACCUGAGGUGGUCUCGUCCUCACUGUGAGCCCACACAGCCCUCUCCACCUGCCCGGACAGCAGAGAGAACCAUCUGCACUGCCUUUGGAGAGAUGGCCACGGGCUCGUGCGGCUCAGUCUCCUGGUUUCCUAGGGCAUAACAGACCUCCGCCUACCCUCAUCCUUCCCCCAACUUGGGUGAAACCCACCUGGAGACCCAGUUCAAAUCCAUGCUCUUCCACUGUGGGACCUUGGGCAAGUCAGUAACUUCUCUGAACUUUGGUUUUGUCACCUGCAAAAUGCAAGUGGCCCACUCCUCCUGGUACUUCCUGUUGGUUAUAGUGAAACCAGAUGUCUUGGGUCUGACCUCUGUCCCAAUGCACCUUCCUGUGUCGGCCUUCAUGCUCAUAUGGCUUCACUCACAUCCCCAGUCCCCGUGUCCUUCCCUGAGGCUCAGGCCUCUGCCUCUCCUUUUCCCGUGUGCAUCCCUACUGCCAGCCAGGUCUUCCCCCCAUACCUGUAAGCAGCCUGCAGCCUGUCCCAGCCUCCUACCCUGUCCUUCUGUAACUCCCUGCUGCGCCCCUCCACCACUUCUUAACCCUCUCCCCUCUGAAGCUGCUGCUGCUGCUAAGUCGCUUCAGUCAUGCCCGACUCUGUGUGACCCCAUAGAGAGCAGCCAACCAGGCUCCUCCAUCCCUGGGAUUCUCCAGGCAAGAAUCCUGGAGUGGGUUUCCAUUUCCCUCUGAACCCACUUCUUCUUAAGUCCCUCCUCCCCCACACUCCCGCCCUGUGUCUCCCUGUUUCCAUACUUUCCCCUUCCUCAUCUUUCUACCCUCAAUCCUAAAUCCCCCCUGCCCCCCACAUCUCCAUGCCCCACUGCUAAAUCCUCCCUCCUCCCCACCCCCUCUCCCUAGAUAGGUACAGAUGCCCUCUGCAUCUUAGGACCCCCAACUGGGGUUCCCUAGGCCAGGUCCCCCAUUCUGAGUCCCCAUCCUUCCUGUCACCCCUAAGGGCCCUGGAUCCCGGUGGGUGGGGGGUGGCAGGUAGGUUCCCAGGCCCCUGAAGAUGAGGGGAAGAGGGGACCUGAGGUGGGAAAGCUCCCUCAGCACCCCCUCCCCAUUCCCCUAACUCUCCCUCCUCUCCCUUCGUGGCCCCCACUUCCUACUCCUCCUCCACCUCCCCUCACCCUUCCUCUCCGUGGCUCACCCCCAUCUCUGCUGUAACCUCUGAAGCCAGGAGCCCAGCCUCCUUUGCAGGAAGACCUCACCUGGGGACAGGAAGUCUGCAAGUCUCCAGUUCACCCAAUUGAUCAUAAUAUAGCAUUGUGGUUUAA